Messenger RNA from Suillus subalutaceus, 1737 nucleotides. RefSeq lists its product as uncharacterized. The transcript has 4 exons. Lineage: Eukaryota; Fungi; Basidiomycota; Agaricomycetes; Boletales; Suillaceae. Bases 112 to 1683 code for a protein of 523 amino acids. The record is from RefSeq and is a predicted model, not a curated record.
CAGUGACUAUGGCAGGGAGGGAUAUAACAUUGCUCCAGCUCAAACAUUACCUGGUGACCGAGUAUGGUGCGUUUGGGGGUCUGCUCUUGCAUUGCAUAGAGAAGGGGAGGCAUGACCUACGUUGGUACGGAGUAUUGCACCCUGCGAUGUGUUUACUUCCUUUAUGCCUUUAUUGGCCUCGGACUUUGGUUCAAUCAUAUCAUUUUCGGUCCUCUCAACUGGACACUACGCAACAGGGAACUAUGCAUUCACGAGGACCGGACAGUCAACACGGAUGGUCAAGACCACACAUACACUAUCCUGCCGCCCGACUUUACAGAUUUAAUCCCCACAUUUCCGGGUAUUUCCACCCACAUUCUGGGAUCCAAUUUCUGCGGACCAAGUAAAUAUCUAUAUAUCCUGGCUCCCCCAAUUGCAACCUCUGGGGCAAGAGUGACGUCGGUUCACAUAUUUAUCUAUGGCACUGUGGAGUUGGAACCAGGCCAGGAACAGUCUGUCUGUAUUAACGAGAGCAUUCUUAACAGAAUGGAAUGGUUUCGAUGCGCUAUUCUUCGCCAAACGCAGGACGGAAGACUCAUCGAGGUCUCUGAACCCGUUUGUUUUGCACUCAGUGUGCAGUUCCGUGGCGGAUUGGGGAGGAGAUCGUAUGGCGCUGUACAUGUCAUGGAACGCCAUCACCCAUUGACUCUAGGGCUACGCCAAGGGGAUUUGAUAGCAAUAUGGGCCCUCGGAAGAGCUGGCUAUGUCCACAAACCAGCAGGCGCUUGGAUCAAGGUCGUGACGAAUCACCGGCUCGGAUUUUUGGAUUGGGUUGUUGCGAUGGACGUGGCGAGGACGAUCGCGGGACUGAUCAUAUACCCUCGUGGUCAUACUUGGCCAGAGAUAGUCGGAAAAUAUUGCCAUAAGCUGAUGUUCCUGUUUUUCGAGAUUCCAUGGUGCUUGAACAGCUUGUGUAAUGAUUGGCCUUGGUCAAGAAUCAGCAUGGUAGCAUCACACAUGCUUUCCACUGUCACGCCGCUCCAGCUACCUGAAGAUGGCAGUGACGAGCAGCCAGUCGAAGUAGCACUGUCCAACUUCAUAGAACAACUUCUCUCACCGAACGGCGGAAAAGGGUCGCCAUUCUGUAGAGCUACAAUACGCUCCAUCUCCCUCGGACAAGCCGAAAUUGAUCUCUUCAAGAUCAUCGUUCUGCUAGUCACCCUCGAUAACGUGGAGUAUUAUGUGCAUAUACGUCACCCCAAAGACGAGGAAUCUCUCUGGCCCCAUUUUAUCACUUGCUUUUUGGGCUAUCAUGGGCUCGUGAAAGAUAUAGUGGUAAUAUAUCGGCCAGGAAUAAUGCAGAGAGCCGCUUGGGAAGCCUUGGAUGUCGAUUUCACAGUCGAGCUGCCUAGUGGCGAUACCGCAGCAUCGCAGAAUAUUCGCUCGGUUGCCUUGCAUUUACGCGACUUACGGAACAGAUACUGGUUGUCUUUCUGGCUGAAUGAAAAUUGGCAGUGGCCUAUAUCUAUCGUGAAGGCGAUACUGAAAUCCGCCAGCCAGACUGUCCGUGUCCAGCUGCAAUGCGACGAAGAGCCGCUGCAGAUUGACAAGUGGGAGCAAACUAACGAAAUGCUGGGAGACAAGGUAGAAGGGUGGAAACAUGCAGAGGGGAGAACUUAUGGUGAGAGUUCCCAUUGUCAGUGAUAUCGUGCUGACCGCAGAGAUAGGGAACGGAAUGAAGGAGGAUGUAGUUUUCUU